AUGGGCAAAUACGCUGUUGUCGUUAUUGGGCCAGCGGGGAGUGGAAAGAGUACGUUAUGUUGUACCAUAGCCGAGCACUAUGCAACAAAGGGUCGCAGCACGCACAUCUGCAACUUUGACCCGGCUGCGGAGGAACUGCGCUAUAGUCCGUCUAUUGACGUGCGUGACCUCAUCUCGCUUGAAGAUGCAAUGGAGGGGAAAGGCCUUGGCCCGAACGGGGGGCUGGUAUUUUGUAUGGAGUAUUUGUUGAGCGCCGGGGAGCAGUGGAUUUGUGAGCAGCUGGGGGAUCACGCUGAGGACUUUAUUAUUAUUGACAUGCCUGGGCAGGUGGAGGUCCUUUCACACGUUCCUGCGGUCCCAAACUUUGUGCGGCUUUUGCAGCGGGUCGGCUACAAUGUAGUUGUGCUUUUUUUACUGGACGCAUUAGCAGCGACAGUGGACGCGGGGAAGUUCGUGUCAGGUUGUACCUUUGCCCUCUCUAGCAUGGUUUGUUUUGACUGUCCAUUCAUGACAGUCUUAACAAAAUGUGAUUUGCUCCCACCAGAUGUGAAAGAAGGGGAUCUGGAGCACUACUGCUACUGCAACUUUGACCACGUAAACUUGAAGCCUUUACAGGGACGGUGGCAAGAGAUGGUCCGCACGAUGGCCUCUGUUAUACAUGAUUUUAAUUUAGUUUCUUUUCGGCCAAUGGAUAUUACUGACACCGCGUACGUAUCGAACAUUUGUCAGCAGAUGGAUGAGGUACUGCAGGUAGUGGAUGAGGCUGAGGUAAACGACAGAGACCUUCCAGGUCCUCCGGGUGAAGGUGAUGGAGACAUCCCCGGUGAGGAUGUGAUGUGGUAA
This is a messenger RNA of Trypanosoma brucei brucei TREU927, 843 nucleotides long. RefSeq lists its product as hypothetical. Gene Ontology annotation, molecular function: GTPase activity. Lineage: Eukaryota; Euglenozoa; Kinetoplastea; Trypanosomatida; Trypanosomatidae. The record is from RefSeq and is a predicted model, not a curated record. The coding region runs from base 1 to 843 and encodes 280 amino acids. The transcript has a single exon.